Mobula hypostoma (lesser devil ray) is the source of this 612-nucleotide messenger RNA. RefSeq names its product ETS translocation variant 3-like protein. Gene Ontology annotation, molecular function: sequence-specific DNA binding; DNA-binding transcription factor activity, RNA polymerase II-specific. NCBI's taxonomy places the organism in Eukaryota, Metazoa, Chordata, Chondrichthyes, Myliobatiformes, Myliobatidae. The coding region runs from base 1 to 612 and encodes 203 amino acids. Gene Ontology annotation, cellular component: nucleus. The record is from RefSeq and is a predicted model, not a curated record. Gene Ontology annotation, biological process: cell differentiation; regulation of transcription by RNA polymerase II. The transcript has 3 exons.
AUGCAGCUGAUUGUCGUCUUUUUCGACCCUAUCGCCGCAGGUGUGACUUACCCGAACUGGGUCUACAAACCCGACUCCAGCCCCGGGAGCCGGCAGGUCCAGCUCUGGCACUUCAUCCUGGACCUGCUGCGGAGAGAGGAGUUCCGAGAGGUGAUUGCCUGGCAGGGCGAUUUCGGGGAGUUUGUCAUCAAGGACCCUGAAGAGGUGGCUCGUCUGUGGGGAGCGAGGAAGCGAAAGCCCCAGAUGAACUAUGAUAAACUCAGCAGGGCCCUAAGGUAUUACUACAGCAAGCGGAUCCUAAACAAGACCAAAAGCAAGAGGUUUACCUACAAGUUCAACUUCAGUGCCCUGAUUAUGGCAAAGUGGCCUGUGUGGGACCUGCGGAGCCCUCCCCAGCUCCUGCGAAUUCCUGGAGUCGUUCUGCCAGACCUCCCCCGGGCCAGAGGGGAUCAGAUGAAGGAAGUCGACAGGCUGGACGUGGGCGGGCCUUAUCCAGAGAUGCCUGGAACAGGCAAUUCCACGGAUGGCAACCAAUUGCAACAGCGGCAUGGCGGUAAGCGCCCUUUACUCAUAGAGCUUCCUUGGUCGGCGAAUCGGGAGCGACAGGUCUAA